AUGAGACUGGAAGUCCAUUCAGCCGCUGACUUUCUAAUGAAUUUGUUGCGCGUACAUAAAGGUGUAAAGCAUGCAAAUUCAUUGCCGGAAAAUCAACUGCAACACUUCAAAGGUUCACUACAACAACUGUUGGUGCUGCACUUCCGCAGCCACUGGUAUCCCGACGUGCCCGCCAAAGGAUCCGGUUACCGAUGCAUCCGUAUCAACGGCCAUCUGGACCCGCUAGUGGAAAAAGCCGGCAGCGAUGCCGGUCUACUACCGCGAACACUACGCAAAAUGUUACCACCCGAGCUGACGCUCUGGAUCGAUCCGGCCGAGGUGAGCUAUCGCAUCGGCGAAAACGGUUCGAUAUGCGUGCUGUACGAUUCACAGAGUCGAUCCAGUCCUUCGAGCGAUCUGGACUCGACCGGCAGCGGAACGAUGAGCGACGAGUUCAUUAUGGAACGGGUCGGUCGCUUAGAUCUGACCGAUAUGCAAUUGAUGGAUUUCUUAGAGAAUAAGAACGUCGGUACACCAACGAAGGCCAGACCAAAUAAUAGUUUAGGUUCCAGUGGAUCGGACGAUAGUCAACUCAGCCCACCGCUUAGUCCACCAUUUCAAUUAAACAACAAUCGCGUUUCGCAUUAUCACAACAACAACAACAAUGGGAUCCGGCGUAGCCGCAGUCGUAACAGUAAUACGAUGCAACAUCAAAUGAAUUACAUGGAUUCGACGCAUUUGUAUCAUAAUUGGGAUAAUGGAUUUUCGAAUACCAACAACAACAUCAACAAAGUACGUACUCAAUGUUAA
Molecule: messenger RNA, 789 nt
Organism: Bradysia coprophila
Lineage: Eukaryota; Metazoa; Arthropoda; Insecta; Diptera; Sciaridae
Product: probable serine/threonine-protein kinase tsuA
Source: RefSeq, a predicted model, not a curated record